AUGCGUGUGUGGCUUCACCGAAAGACGAAGGAGUGUGAGUUGAAGUUACGAUGGUUCGUGCCAACCGUUGCAAUUCGCUUUCCAAAUCAUCUCGAGGAGUGGUGCAGGAUGGUAUUGUCAUUCGCGAUGGAUACUCUUCCAUGCAAAAAAGGCAUCGUCCAUGAUCAGACGGGCUGUGGCAGCGAGGGACUCUGCUACAUUGGCACAGGAAGCGCACAUGUACGAUCAGUGAACGCAUCUGAUGUGCUCCACGCGUAUUGUCUAAUCUAUGAUGAUUCUCGCGCACCAAGGUAA
Peronospora belbahrii is the source of this 294-nucleotide messenger RNA. NCBI's taxonomy places the organism in Eukaryota, Oomycota, Peronosporomycetes, Peronosporales, Peronosporaceae. The record is from the annotation of a GenBank genome assembly.